Messenger RNA from Actinia tenebrosa (Australian red waratah sea anemone), 1839 nucleotides. Its product is annotated as deoxynucleoside triphosphate triphosphohydrolase SAMHD1-like. NCBI's taxonomy places the organism in Eukaryota, Metazoa, Cnidaria, Anthozoa, Actiniaria, Actiniidae. Gene Ontology annotation, cellular component: nucleus. The record is from RefSeq and is a predicted model, not a curated record. Gene Ontology annotation, biological process: dGTP catabolic process. Gene Ontology annotation, molecular function: dGTPase activity.
UUAUUUUCCUACCGACCUUGAUUGUUGAAGAUUGUCGCUAACAAGAUCAACGGUAUUGACGUCGACAAGUGGGAUUACUUUGCACGUGACUGUAAAUAUCUUGGCAUCAAGAGCUCCUUUGAUCACAUGCGAUGUAUACCGCUGGCAAGAGUGAUCAAACCUAAAGAAGAAGGUGCAGCAGAGAUUUGCUAUCGUGACAUCGCGGCGGGAAAUAUCCACGAUUUGUUCCACACAAGACUUAGUAUCCAUAAAAAGGCCUGUCAGCAUAAGACAGUAAACGCCAUCGAAAUGAUGAUAACUGAGGCUCUAGUAAAGGCAGAACCACAUUUUACAAUCGAAGGAAAAGAUGGGCGAGAAAGUACGAUAUCGAAAGCGAUAGAUGCUAAUGACAUGGUUGCCUACACUAAACUGACAGACCGCGUGUAUUAUCAAAUCCUCUAUUCAAGUGAUAAGGGCUUAAAAGAGGCAAGGGAAAUCUUGCAGAAAAUAGAACAACGAAAAUUGUAUAAAUUCAUUGGGUACACGAUUCCCAAAGACAUCCCAGACGAGAAAGAUGCUUCUGCCGUGCAGAAAGAGAUAUUCGACAUUGUCAAGGAUAAAGCAAAAGAGUUGAAAGAAGAUGAUAUCGUUGUUCAGCUGACGCCUUUCAAGUAUGGUGGUACGGAUGACAAAGACCCAGUGGACAACGUUCUCUUCUUUGCCAAAGAUAACGACAAGAAAUCUUUUAAGAUUAAAAAAGAACAGGUAAGCCGCAUAUUGCCCGAGGUAUUUUUUGAAAAGGAGAUAAGAGUUUACUGCAAGGAAAGAGAACCGACGAUGAUAGACAUGAUGAAAGAAGCCUUCCGUGACUGGUGUAAGGAUUAUGGCUAUAAGACGUUUUACUCCUAUUCUGAAGCAGAGGAAACUUAAGAACAACUACUCGAGGAUGAUGUUUUGGAAGCCUAAAAAUACUAUUUGUAGAGACUGACUAUGAAUUAGGAGAAGAUGGAGUAAAGAUUGCAAUAGAUUACUCAAUAGAAUUAAGGAAAGGUCUCUUAUUCCCUUACAGUUGAACAUUUCAUUCUUGAUAUGGUCGCCUGCUAAUCUACGACCAGUUCCCAUUACCCUACAUUCACUUAUUAUCUACCAAUAUGAAUUUUAGUUUUAGUUUUUGUAGUCAGUGAUACUCGAUAAUAUAUUUGGUUUUGAUCGGGUAAUUACUAGGGGUGGUCUAAUACCCAGCAUAAUCCAGUCUUUCAUACUGCUUUGAUUAUUUUAUCCAAUUACAAGCUUCGUUCUAUUCUACCAAUAGCGGUCGACUUAAUAAUUGAUGCAUAAAGAAACUUUAUGAAUUUUAUGAUUUUGCACUUAGCUUUAAGCGAAAUUCAUCUGUAUACUGCUCUCUUAGCCUGAGCAGUUUUCGUAUGACUGUGAAAAGCUUGUGGCACGARCACGGCAAGGCAUACGCCAAACCAAUAACACUGCGCGAGAACUCCCACUCCUCCAAUCAAAUACCCGGAACACGGCAUAAACAAGGGGCAGACACGGUCUUAGCCGAGGUCAAGGCACUGCCAGACUAAAUACUUUUUGCGCGAGUAAAAAUCAGCCGAUCAAAACUUUAGAAAACAUCCCAAGCCACAGUCGCGACAAGACACGCAUACAUCUAUUUAAAAAAAAACGUUGUCAGUCGGAAAUACCGACGGCACCGAGCUUUWCACCGAGUCAUACGAAAACUGGUGUAAUCUUGACUAUGUCUUACUUCUGUGCACAAAGAUGAAAACUACUAUAGUCAUUUAUGCAAAGUGCACCUAAAAGUUGUUUAACCACAUUAUGCCCAAAGUAAAAGAUUUGCUAAAUCUA